Messenger RNA from Podarcis lilfordi (Lilford's wall lizard), 39843 nucleotides. Lineage: Eukaryota; Metazoa; Chordata; Lepidosauria; Squamata; Lacertidae. The record is from the annotation of a GenBank genome assembly.
AUGGACAGUGGUGGCGAACCUUUCAAAGUCCAUCCUGACUCUGCCCCUCUUAUCAAUGCAGGUAACUCUCUGUUCUUCAUAGACAAAUGACAGGCUGCCUCUGACGCAUAUCUGUAUGAAUAAAGUGGGAGGAGAGGAAGGCCGGAUCAAAGAAAGCUAACAUUGUGAAUGGGGCACGGGAGGUGUUUUGUGCUUCUUGAGCAGUGUUGUUUCCUUUUCUUACUACAGUUGUCAAAGCCAGAAUCUCUGGGACACUGGUAUCUGAUGAAAUGAAUCUCUGAGUGCAUGUAAGAAGAGUUUGUUAUAAACUUUUUAAAUAUUUGCUUUGAAGAACACUGGGGUCCGUCAGAUACUUAUGGAGCCAUUAGAUGCUAAUGGGGUCUCUAGAAUGAUGAAGUCUGCAAUGAGAAGACAUAUCAUGUUGUCUUUCCCUGAAAGACAAUUUGCCCAGCACUUCUGACCUUCCCAUGCAAAACCCAACUAUGGGGUAAUGUUGAAUGGGUUCGCAUGUGCAUAUGCGGUUCAUGCAGGACAACCACUGUGUGACAAGAAACAUUCAUACCAUACAUUUAAAGCAUUGUGGCACCACUUUCAACAGUCAUGGCUUUCCCCCAAAGUAUUCUGGGAGCUGUAGUUUAAGGGGUGCUGUGGGUUGUUGUUGUUGCUGUUGUUGUUUAGUCGUUUAGUCAUGUCUGACUCUUCGUGACCCCAUGGACCAGAGCAUGCCAGGCACUCCUGUUUUCCACUACCUCCCGCAGUUUGGUCAAACUCAUGCUGGUAGCUUCAAGAACACUGCCCAACCAUCUCGUCCUCUGUCAUCUCCUUCUUGUGCCCUCCAUCUUUCCCAACAUCAGGGUCUUUCCAGGGAGUCUUCUCUUCUCAUGAGGUGGCCAAAGUAUUGGAGCCUCAGCUUCACGAUCUGUCCUUCCAGUGAGCACUCAGGGCUGAUUUCCUUCAGAAUGGAUAGGUUUGAUCUUCUUGCAGUCCAUGGGACUCUCAAGAGUCUCCUCCAACACCAUAAUUCAAAAGCAUCAAUUUUUCUGUGAUCAGCCUUCUUUAUGGUCCAGCUCUCACUUCCAUACAUCACUACUGGGAAAACCAUAGCUUUAACUAUACGGACCUUUGUUGGCAAGGAGAUGUCUCUGCUUUUUAAGAUGCUAUCUAGGUUUGUCAUUGCCUGUGGGUUGUUAGGAGAACCCUAUUCCUUUCCCAGAGCUACAAUCCCCAGAGUUCCAUGUGAAGAGGGAUUGGAUUGCUAAACCACUCUAGGAAUUGUAGCUCUGAGAGGGGAAUAGGGGAAAUGCUCAGGAAAUGCUGGUAUAUCUGAAAGGGCUGGGUAAAGAUGGCCAUAGUUCCAAGGUGUGAUGGGACCACUCACUCUGUCAACAGCACUACCCAUAUAUAAAUUGAAAAGGUUGAUGGCAAUAUUUCCAAGUAGCUUUAAAUACGUUUUUUAGACCUUCCAGCAUGGAUGUUAUCAUGGGAUUAUUGGAAGGUGAAGGAUAUUAUCUUAUGGAUGGAUAACAGGAAGAAUGUAAAUGCAUCAUUAAACAAUUGGAGCCAGGGAAAUGACCCUUCUGUGCCCCUCUUCAGCCAUAUGGUACCUGUAGAUACUGAACAUGUGGCAGCUAGCCCCAUCCCCUAGUUUGGGACAUUUGUGUUGUGCCCAUCAUCAUCAUCAUCAUCAUGGUGACACCAGUGUGUACCUGUGUCAGUGUGAUGGUGGUGGCCACCAAUGUGUAUGGAUAUACAUGCAUGGGGCUUUCUCCUUGUGGAUGGGGAUGUUGAGCAACCUGAAUUUUCAUCUCCAUGGAGGAAGCGCUGCAUGCAAACAUCCAAAUGUGCACAGGAACCCCUUGGCCGUUGUGUGUGUUAAUAUGUAAGGUACAAGGCAUCUUCUCAUGAACGUCUUCACACAUUGAUUAACAAAUGCAUGAAGAGGGCUUCUGGGUCUCUAAAAUCCUAUAGGUGACUUUUAAAAAGCAACCUUUUGAAAAGAAAUAAAAUGUGACCCAUUGGUUAUACCAGUUUCAAAGCAUUUCUGCUGCUCCACAGCACAACAGUGUGUGUGUGCGUGGGUGGGUGUGGGUGUGUACUAACAUAUCUGCAGCAGCUGUUUCAGGUCCCCAGAAGUAAAUUAGCUCUAGAAGUUAGCCUGGGAAGUAAUGGAUACCAAGGAAAAUGUGGUUGGUGUUCAGCCGAGAACCAUAAUAGCUCUGGAGAUACUGUUGCCAUCCAAACAGAGAACCAGCAGCCCAGGAUAGGUGUAGAUUAUUUUUUGAAAAUGCUUAUAAAGGUGAAGAGGCUUGUAUUGCUAUCCAACAACAACAAAAGCAAGUUGUGAGACAGAGGGAGAAAUUCUGGUUGCACACCUGCAUUUGCGUAUGUCUAUGGAUGGUUAUUAUUAAAAUUGUGAAGCAAGUAUUUAGGAAAAUUAUGCAAAGCCUGUUGAAAGACAGUUUUGCAGUUAUUUGUGCUGCAGGCAUAAUAAAAUAUUUGAGCCUUGUCCCACCUGUGGUGAAAUGGAAAAUUAGCAGCACGCUGGCAUUGAAAGAUAACUUAAGGAAGCAAAAUAUUUGGUUCCGAUCUUCUGGUUGGCGUUAUGAUAUCCUAAUUGACAGUCACUCGACUUGGGAUGAGCAUGCUAUCUCUGAGAAGGCCAGAACCAAUUCAAAUGGAGCAGCUAUUUGUUUUGGAUUUGAAGGCCCGAAGUUACCUGCAAAGCAGAUUUGAGUAUUUUGAUUGGCUCUCAGCAAAGUCAUAGUGAGUAUUAAGGAGCAAGCAAUUCAUCGGGAUGUUAAAGAUGGGCUGCAGCUUCUCCACCAACUGUAGUCCAAUGCUGUCUAAGCUGAGCAGCUGAGUUAAUGUUGUAUGUGCUGGGGAGUGCGGCAUUUGUUAGCAAAUGAACACCAGAGGAGAAUCCAUAGCAUAGUGUUUUACAGUGCUUGCUUUUCAUUUAGAAGUACCAGUUGAAGCAAAAUGGUCAGCACUGGGCUGGCAGACUACUGGUCUGACUUGGUUUAAGGUACCUUCUCCAUCUUCCCCUCUCUAUUAGGAAGGUCACUUGCUUGUUGCCACAAAAGACGACAGACAUUCACAUAACAUGCUUUAUAUGUGUAGAUGCACACUGAGGAAUAAUUACUAUAAUUUAGACAUAAUACAUCAGACCAAUGGGAAGAAAUUUGACCAGGUGACCUGUGUGCCUGCUCAAGUGCUAACUGUCGAUGGGUAGCUUCUUUGCUUUCCCUCCUUUGGACAUAAACCAAACAUAGACAGGAGAACCCUUUAAAUAACAAGCGGUCCUUUGUAAAAUAGUGAAAUAUACUCGGAGGAUGCAGGGAUACCUUACUCUCUGCUUCCAUUAUCAACUCUGUGUGUGUUGUAUACAAGCUGCACAAGUGUUAUCAGGUGCAAAAGAAAGAAAUCAGGGAGGCAUUGCCGAGUUUAAAACUUAAGGUGUAUGUUUGGCAUGUAAAUGAAAGUACUAGGUUGGCUUAUAUAAUUGUUUAGGACAGAGGCGCCAAUUUGUCCCUAAGAUUGAGGGGGCCCGACAUGCGUCACACGACGUUGUGACAUCUGGAGGAGCCAGUCACUGAAGCUGUGAUUUGUGGUGCAAUGAGCACCGGGGGCCCCAACAUUUGGGGUGUGUGUGUCCAGCCCCUUUCCAACAAAUAUUGAGGGGGGGCCAAAGACACCUUGGCACCCCUACAGUUGGAGCGCCUGCUUUGCCUUGGUCAUGCUAAGCUAGUCUGCUGCCCUCAGGUGUGAUGGAUGUUCCUGGUGUUAAAGUAGGAUUAGCUUGUUUACAUGCAAGAAGGGGGAAGUGUUUCAUCUUUUGCCUCAGGGAGAACCAUACCUUGGUGCCUGAGGAAAGAAGCAGAAAUCACUGGAAUGCCUGCGAUAAGGUGGUUCCUGAGAAGUCUAAGAAAGGGGAAGUCACUGAGAAAUGUGGAUGUUGCACUCUUUUGAACCACUGUCCUGAGGGGAAGUGGCUUCAGAAAGCCUUUGCCAACUUGGUGCUGCCCAAAUGUUGCUGAAAUACAAUUCCCAUUAUCUGCGGCCAUUGGCUGUGCUGGUUGAGACUUAUGGGAAUCGUAGUCCAAACCAUCUGGAGGGCACCAGUCUCGCAAAGGCUGGAUUCGGGUGCUGCUAUGAGAGAAUCAGGAGGGUGUCAGGAGAAGCGUAUGGUUGGAGUUUAUCUCCCCGCAUAACUGUAUGAGAAUUCUGAGAAGAACCAUGGAUUAUGGCUCCCAGUACGUUUCCGAGCACAAUUCAAAGUGCUGGUGUUGACCUUUAAAGCCCUAAACGGCCUCGGCCCAGUAUACCUGAAGGAGCGUCUCCACCCCCAUCGUUCUGCCCGGACGCUGAGGUCCAGUGUCGAGGGCCUUCUGGCGGGUCCCUCAUUGCGAGAAGCAAAGCUACAGGGAACCAGGCAGAGGGCCUUCUCGGUAGUGGCGCCCGCCCUGUGGAACGCCCUCCCAUCAGAUGUCAAAGCGAUAAACAACUACCUGACAUUCAGAAGACAUCUUAAGGCAGCCCUGUUCAGGGAAGCUUUUAAUGUGUGAUAUUUUAGUGUUUUUUGGUUUCUAUGGAAGCCGCCCAGAGUGGCUGGGGAAACCCAGCCAGAUGGGCGGGGUACAAAUAAUAAAUAAUAAUAAUUAUUAUUAUUAUUAUUAUUAUUAUUAUUAUUAUUAUAUGUAGAAAGGAACGAACUGAUUACCAGCCUCUGCUUGCAGCCUUGCAUCUUGCCCUCUAUCCUUUUCUCAAGAAGUGGACACAGAUCUUUUCAAAGAAGCCGAGUCUCCUUUUGUGAAGUAGGUGGUGCAACCUCAUUUGAUAAAGGCGACUUCAUCAAAGGAGAGAAGUGCUGCCAUCACUUUUCCUGGUAAUGUGUAGAAGAUUAAAUUUACCCUCCCUGAGAAAAUGAACGCUAUAAAUGUCAUGGGUGGGGAAGGGAUGCAAUGAUGAUUUCAAGCAUUAACCCGAUCUUCAUCACAACUGAUGGCAAUGAGAAUAUAUAUAUAUAUAUAUAUAAGCAGAAGCUGUAAAUAAUGCUUAGUGAACUGACUUCUGAUACUUCCCACUUCUUGAGAAGUGGAUGACAUUGAGUAUUGCGUACAAUAUACUCACACUGCAGAGGUUUAGCAACUGCACAGCGUAAGAUAUUUUGGCAGGGAUACCUGUGGGAGUAAUGUCAUCCUCCUCCCCUCACAAUUCAUGCUACCCCUGAGAAUAGGGGCAGGGGGAUUUGUGGGAAACUAGCUAACGGAUCCAUCAAAGAAUAUUUAUUUGUUCAUUAAUUUAUUUUAUGAACAUUGCACAAGUUAUACACAACGCUAUUUUACUGAUCACCCUUUGUUCAGAGUUUACAGCCCAUGACUUGGUAGGAAGUGUAGCUCUGCCUAGUUUUGCCCUGCAUUUGGUGUUGCACUGCAGCUGAUUGGGAAAAAAAUAAAUUGGAAAAGCAAAGCAUGUUAUUUAAUUUCUGGUUGAGUCCAUAAUUCUAAUGAUUUCUUCUUCUUCUUCCUUAAAAUAAAGGAAUGAUUUACAAAGGGGUUGAUUGGAGGGUAGAAAGAGAGAAAAGUCGACACUUCCCUUCCUCCCUGCUCAGUUAAAUCCAUCAUUCUGAAGUAAACAGAAGGGCAAAGUAUUCACAUGAAAUUCAUUUCAGAAUUUUGGUCAAUAGUUCUAGUGUGGGCAGCAUGCAGUUAAAAGUGUAGACUCAACAGUAGCACAGUGGCAGGACACAUGGUCCCUAACCCAUUCUCUGGUAUCUCAAGUUCAUAGACAGUAAAACUGGGAAAGACUACUGCCUAUGACCUUGGAAAGCCAUUUUCAGAACUAGAAGAACCAAUGCUCUGACCUUCAGUGUAAGUGAAAACAUGGCAAGUGCUAGAUAGUCAAAAUAGGCUCUUUCUGGUUCAUGCCACUUUUGUAUGUCCUGUUUCCACCUUAACCAGCAAUUAAACUCAUCUUUGUGCACACAAACACCAUAUUUAAAUAUGUAUUUUCAACAUAUUUUCGCUCAAAGUGUGCAAGUUUCUAAAAUGCAUUUUGAUCCAGUUUUUGACCAUUCAGAGAAGUGCAAAGUAUAGUGGACCAUUAAGUUCUGAUCCACACAUUAGUUUGGGAAGCGCAGAUCAGGUCAGUUUGUAUCAGAAUUCACAAAGAUGGAAUUCCUCAAACGCAUCCCUCGUAUUGGUUGUUGUAAAACACUGUCAUUUCGUCGGACAGAUGUAGUUUUUGUGGACCAAGCUGGGAGAGGAUGUGGGAAAGAGUGUCUCUCUUCCAGUUUCCUCCUGCUGCUCUAUGCAUUUCUGAAGGGAGAAAAUGGUAGCUAACCUCACCACUUCAUGACCAAGAUGGCAUGGUGGUGGUGGGCAUUCAGAGGCUUCAUAGAUGCAGGGGGGCGAGGGAUGUGCCCAUUGGCAACCUGUUGGCAUUAGGGACCUUUCCUUCUCAUCCUGGAAAGUGCAUGGGUUGAGGGUGAAUGAAUAUACAGAGCACCACUUCAGUCUGCUGCCAGAUUAAUCAUUUGCUGGACGUAGCAACUCCACGUUGACCAUGUUCACAGCUUUCUAGUCACACUGAACCAACACUGUUGAAUCUGACUUCCACCCAAGGCCUCAAUUAGGAAGCUGAGCGUUCGCAUGCUUCCCUUGCCCACAAUCCUCCAACAUAUUAUUUAUUACGUUGUUUUCUCCUAACUCCCAUAUCAAAUGAUUGCUUUCAAGAGAAAGAUUUAUUUAAAUUCCUAAGUGAAGUGUCCUUCUACUGAAAACUCUGAUCCUGCUUCUAGCAGAGCUCACUACAGUAACUCAAUAGCUCCUUGCUUUCUUUUCCCUAAUUCUUAAAUGUUUCCCUUCCUCUUUCCCUUGUGGGAUAGGUGAGGAAAGCAGUUGCCUCCGCUGCUCAUUGCAUCACCCACACCCCUCCCCAAAAUAGAUGGCUAUUCUUAUAAUUUUGAAUCCCAGCCCAGUUGGUGGUUCCUGGAUUUCAGGCACUGAAUAUGAGUUCAGCCCUUCUAAAUCAAUCACUCUGGAAAAAUAUUUCUGUCAAAAGGAAAUAUUUUCUUGGCAUUAAGGACUUCCUGGUUAUUAUUAUUAUUUUAAGAUUCAGUGUGUAUUGUGUGAGAAGUGAACACUGGCAUAAAUGGAUUUAAUAUGUAGAAAAAUAUUAAGCCAUCAGUAGUGCCUUUCCUUCUGGGACAACUUUACCUUAAGGUAGAGUGCAACUGUUGCUUCAGGCCGCAGAUUGGGAAUGCAAAUUUAGGGAUGGAUGAAUCUAUCAAUUUUGGUUUCUCUUAGUUUUUCACUUGGCCAGUUUUAAACUUAGUUGUCCACAUUCCCAUAUUAGUUUGCAUUUUGGUUUUUGUUUGUUUGUUUGUUUUGGUUUUUGUUUAUUAUUAUUAUUAUUUAUUAUUAUUAUUAUUAUUAUUAUUAUUAUUAUUAUUAUUAUUUACUGAAUUUAUAUACCGCCCUAUACCCGCAGGUCUCAGGAUGGUCCUCAAGAAAAUUCACCAGCAUUUCAGUUCAAAUUUAUCCCAAUGCAGUGGUACCUCGGUUUAAGAACAGCCCUGUUUACAAACGAUUACGAACUUCGCAAAUCCGGAAGUAGUAUCCCAGUUUGUGAACUUUACCUCAGUCUAAGAACAGAAGCCAAACAGUGGAAGGGCACCAGCAGCAGGAGGCCUCAUUAGGGAAAGUGCACCUCGGUUGAAGAACAGUUUCAGUUUAAGAACAGACUUCCGGAACGGAUUAAGUUCGUAAACUGAGGUACCACUGUAUACAUGUUUUUGUAUACAAAUGGAUCCUGAGGCAACUUACAAUCAAUCAAUAGUAACAACAUGAUAAAACGUAAUGGAACAUCACAAAUGCAGCAAAAAUCAUGUAGAACAAUUAACAAAUCAUCAGUGAAACAAUUAUGAUCUAUAAAACACUGUCAACAAAGCGACAACUAAAAAUUAAGCUAAACAUCACAUUUAAAGCAAAAGUCCUGUUAUAUAUUUAACAAAUCAAUAUAGCAUUUAUAAUCUAUAAAACAAUGUUAACAACAUUAACAAAAUAGCAAAAAACUAAGCACUGUUAAGUUCAUGCACACACUGCCCACAUACCCUAUGACUCAUAAUCUUUCACUGUAUUCAGCUCAUUAAAGUACCCAUAAUGCCCGUGGCAGCAACUUGCUUCCAAGUUAUAACAGUAAUUCAGAAUACCAAAGAAUACCCCUCCCCAAUUCUCCAGCUGUGAAGGGAAGAUUCUUUUUCAUCCAUAGCCUUCAGGACACAUGGAUCCUAUAUGAAGGAUCAUACACACAUGGAUCCUAUUUGCUGCUGCUACCCAGACCUAACCUCCAUGACUUGACUAUAACUUCUGCAUGGCAGCCUAAACCCCAGUGCAUGCUGGUUAGGAGCACAUGCCUCAUCUUUUUUGAAGAUUCCAUGUCCAGAGCCUACAUGCAUUAGUGUCUGCGGGUACAUUUUGGCCCAGUUUGACCAUUCUGCAUCGGACUAUAUUGUUAUUAGAAGAGAAUAGCGUGGAACUCUAUAGUCCCUUGGCUCAAAUGGAAUCAUAGAAUCAUAGAGUUGGAAAUGACCCAAUGGUCGUCUAGUCCAAACCCCUGCAAUGCCAGAAUCUCAACUCAAGCAUCCCUUAAAGAUGGCCAUCUAACCACUGCUUAAAAACCUCCAAGCAAGGAGAGUCCACAACCUCCCGAGAGAGACUGUUCCACUGUCAAACAGCUCUUACUGUCAAAAAGCUGUUCCGUAUCUUAUUCAGAAUCUCCUUUCUUGUUACUCGAAGCCAUUGGUUUGAGUCCUACCCUCCAGUAGAGGCCAGGACUCGAACCAAUGUAAAUAUUUUAACAAAUAAAAUUAGAAAUAACUUCAGCUGGGUUUUCAUUUCAUUGCAGUAGGCCUUUUUUUUCUCCAAAAUGCAAAGCUGAAAAUGAAAUGUUUAGCAAGGCGUGAUGAAAAAGCACAGGUUCCGGGGGCUGUUUAGCAGUGCUGGAAGUAUCCUUGACGUAUGUCAUGCUGGAAGGGGAGCAGGACAAAAGAGAGAUUAGGCGCUGCUAAAAACCGGACAAAUUGUUACAUUGAGGGCGGGGAGAGAGAAUUAAAGGGGUGUUUGAAAAUGUGACGCACUAUUGUGGACAGUCUGUUUGGAUGGAUACAGGUGGCAGCAGACACAUCCUGCCCAUAUCACUAUAUAAACAGUGUAUCUGGAAGGAACUCUGCCUUCAAACAAUCAAAUGACAAUAAAAUGGGUGUUGCUGUGGCUCGGAAAACAAUUUCUGAGGAAAGAUAAUGGAAGGAGAAUGACAUCUUUUUUAAAAAAAGAAAAAGAAAAAGAAGAAGAGCAAAUAAUUUGCGUCACCCAUCCUUUGCUCCAGAUCAGUUCCCAUGCAGGAGUUUUCUCCUGCCCCAGAGGGUAAGACCCAAACCAAUGGAUUCAAGUUAUAAGGAGAUUUUGAUAUCAGGAGUAACUUUCUGAGGGUAAGAGCUAGAGCUGGGCAAUGGCUGGACUUCAACAUCACAAUAUAUCACUAGCUAAAUAUUGCGAUAUGAAAAGAUAUUCCAAUGUCUAAAUAAGGAUGGAGCUAUGUAGAGACAUUGGCUGGCUUCACUGUUCUUCCUGCAUCGUGAUUUUUGACGGUGCCUGCUCUUGUGAUUUGCUGCCCCCUAAGUGAGGAGGAGAGCUAAGCCAGCAGCGUUUAACAGGUGCUGCAGGAAUCGAGAGAAGCAUUGGCUGGCUUCACAGUUUCCCCCACAUUGUGAUUUUUGCAUAACACACACUGUCACACAUCAUAAUUCACAAUAUAUUGCCAGGUAUCACGAUAUGGACUUCGGACAGGUUUUGAAUGAUAUAUUGAUAUAUUGCCUUGCCCUAGUCUUCUUCUUUCUUCUUUGGCGAUCACUCGUACCUGAGUAAGAUUAUCUUCCAUAAACACGGUUUUAACAAUGAGUCCGUAAGUGACUGUGGAGGCCAAUUCUGGACCCACACGUCCUUCCACAGUGGGGACAUUGGUUUCCGGGCAGAAGUUGAUCACGGUGUGGAUUUGCCAAGCGUGCCUCCCUCUUAGCCCGUUUCUCCCUUGUGUCAUGAGUUCGAGUGUCUUCAAAGCCCAUGACACCUUUGGUAAAGGCUGUUCUUCAAUUGGAGUGCUCGUAGACAAGUGUUUCCCAAUUGUUGGUGUGGGUGGCGCUGUGGGUUAAACCACAGAGCCUAGGACUUGCCGAUCAGAAGGUUGGUGGUUCGAAUCCCCGUGACGGGGUGAACUCCCGUUGCUUGGUCCCUGCUCCUGCCAACCUAGCAGUUCGAAAGCACGGCAGAGUGCAAGUAGAUAAAUAGGUACCACUCCGGUGGGAAAGUAAACGGCGUUUCCGUGUGCUGCUCUGGUUCACCAGAAGCAGCUUGGUCAUGUUGGCCACAUGACCCAGAAGCUGUACGCCGGCUCCCUCGGCCAAUAAAGCGAGAUGAGUGCCGCAACCCCAGAGUCGGCCAUGACUGGACCUAAUGGUCAGGGGUCCCUUUACCCUUACCUAUACUGCCUUGAGACAGUCUUUAAACUUCUUUUGUUGUUCACCAGCAUUACGCUUCCCAUUCCUUAGUUGGGAAUAGAGUAGUUGCUUUGGAAGAUGAUAAUCAGGCAUCCCCACAACAUGACUAGACCAACAAAAUUGAUGUUGAAGAACCAUUGAUUCAACACUAGCCCUAGUAAGAGCUGCUUGGCAGUGGGAUUGACUCCCUUGGAAAGUGAUGGGUUCCUCUUCCUUGGAGGUUUUUAUGCAGAGGUUGGAUGGUCAUCUGUCAUGGGUGCUUUAGUUGAAAUUGGACUAGAUAACCCUCAGACGUCCUUCCCAGCUUUGCAACUCUGAAAUUCUAUGACUGUUAAAAACUUACUUCAAAUCCAAGUCUAAUAUAUUAUCCAACUGUCAUUAUGAAAUACCUGCAAAGCUCAAACAUAUCUAUCCAUAAACAAAAAAUAUUCGCAUCCAAGUAACUCCAAAUAUACAAAAUAAAUUAAAAUGAAGUCUUAACAUUUAGAUUAAGGUUCUGUUUUGUAUGGAAGGCUGCAAUCCUAUACAUGCUUACCUGAAAGUAAUCCCAACUGAACACAAUGGGGAUUGCAUAGAGAUGCAUAGGAUUGUGCUGUUAAUCAUAAUUUAUGAGGGGAAAUGCAUGUAAAAAUUUGAAACGACUGAUUGCUUUUUUUGCAGUCAAACCGUAUUAGCAAAAUGGGGGAACGUGGCCACUGAGUAAACAGUCGGAGCAUUUAUUGACCAGUAAAGAUGUCAGUUUUUCAUAAAUUGGAAGAUAAUUAAAAGAAUCAUUUCUAGAAUGAAGGAACAGGCCUUUCUUAACAUCUCACAAGUGCUGAGAAAGCAAAGCCUGUGAAGCCUUUUUGCUUUGAAUUCACUUAGCUCUUACAGUAAUACUGUAGUUAAUGAUUUCUGGAAAGUGGAUCCCUGUUUGAAUGAAUAUGUUUUUGCUCUAAACAUUGAGAAAUCACAGGUAUGUAUUGCAAGCAGUGGGUGAGCCAACUAAGUCUGCCAAAAAUAGCUCUUUAGUGAGUAAUGCGAAGGAAAGGAGACCCUUUCUUCCCUCCAAAGCUGGAAACGUUCGUGUAUAUGUCUUACUCACUGACAUAUUUAGCAUGCAAAUUAUAGUAGUCCCUUUUUACACUUUGCAUUUCAUUUGAUAAAUGCCAUACAUUAUGCACUUUGUAGUAACUUCCUAAAUUUAGUUCCCAAGAAUAAUUCUCAUUGAGAUUGCAACAAAGAAAUGUGAAUGUUUAAGUGGUGUAUAAAUAAAUGAAAAGAAUAAUAAAAAAUAAAUAAAACAGCAAACAACAACAACAACAAUUUAUUUAUACCCCGCCCAUCUGGCUGGGUUUCUCAGUUUCCAGCAGAAUAUUAAAAUACAAUAAUUCAUCAAAUAUUAAAAGCUUCCCUAAACAGAGUUGCCUUCAGAUGUCUUCUAAAAGUCAGGUGGUUGUUUAUUUCUUUCACAUCUGAUGGGAGGGCGUUCCACAGGGCGGGUGCCACUACUGAGAAGAUCCUCUGCCUGGUUCCCUGUAACUUCACUUCUCUCAGGGAGAGAACCGCCAGAAGGCCCUCAGUGCUAGACCAGGCUCCUUCAGGUAUACUGGGCCAAGGCCGUUUAGGGCUUUAAAGGUCAGCACCAACACUUUGAAUUGUGCUCGGAAACAUACUGAGAGCCAGUGUAGAUCCUUGAGUACCAGUGUUAUGUGGUCUCGGCGGCUGCUCCCAGUCACCAGUCUAGCUGCCCCAUUCUGGAUUAGUUGUAGUUUUUUGGUCACCUUCAAAGGUAGCCAAAACGUAGAGCAAACAUUUAAAUAUGAAAAAAAAAUCCUUGGAAGUUAAUCUGAGCUAUAACCUAUAAGUUCAGACAGUAUUUAAUCAUAAUUCCUAACUUUAUUUCAUUCCAGCACCCCUGAGAAGAGUGGGUGACAUAGGAGCCAACUCCUAGUGACUGAGAUCCAUCUGGCCUCCCCAAUAAAAUAUUUGAGGGGGCCUCCCCCUGCAGGUUGAUGGACAUUGCCAUUCAAAUGGUGUGUGUGCACUGCUUCUUGUGAUCAGUUAUGCGGGGUGGGGCUUACCAGCCCCCCCCCAUAUUUUAUUCAAGUUGCAUACCCUCCAACAUUUCUCUGAUGAAAAUUGGGACGUCCUAUUCCAUAAUAAUAGCAAUAAUAAUUUUAUUAUUAUUACCACAUCUAUCUGACUGGGUUGCCCCAGCCCUUCUGGGCAGCUCCCAACAUAUAUAAAAACAUAAUAAAACAUUAAAUGUUAAAAAGCUUCCCUAUACAGGGUUGCCUUCAGAAGUCUUCUAAUGGUUGCAUAGGUACUUAUCUUCUUGGAUCAGGGGCCACAUAACUCCAUGCCCUCCAACAUUUCUCCAAUGAAAAUAGGGACAGCCUAAGGAAAACUGGGACAUUCUGGGAUCAAAUCAGAAAACUGGGAUCAAAUCAGAAACCGGGAUGGCCUUUGUAAAUCCAGAACUGUCCCUGGAAAAUGGGGACACUUGGAUUUCCAUAGGUCUCCAGACCCUGCCUCUCCAAUUCAUUUGUAUCGCUCACAGUGGAUCACAACAAUUACACACAACACAAGCCUAUAGACAAAAUAAAACAUCAUAAAAGCAGAAACAGGAACAGCAGAUAAAACCAUGGUCUGUAGUUAUAGUCUCUGCAAAUGGAAAAGAAAAAUACAUUUUUGCCAUAUCAGUAAAGAAUUCCAUAGGACACAUAAACCACUUUCAACAUUUCUAUUGCUUCUGCAUAUCGUACUGAAUUUUAAGUGAGUGGCCAAGGCAGCAAAAAGUUUCGAUUCUUUACUCUUUGCCUCCCACCGUUAAAAAAUUUGGAUAUUUCCCUCUCACUGUUACACACUUCAUUGUUGAUAAUUGAUUAAGAGUGGGUGAGGAUAUUAGUGGAUAUCGACUAAAACACUUACCAGUUUUUCAAAGAGAGUUGAAGGAAAGGGUAGAUUUUCUCGAUAAUCCUUUUAAAAUUAAAAUACAACACGGGUACAUUAUGGUUAAGGGACAUUAAGGGUUUUACUGAAACUAGUUCAAGCUGGGCAAUUGGAAGAGCAGCUGCAACUGGGAAGUUAACUUCCUUCAGAAAAUGUGCAUAUUGCCACCAUUGCUGGAGGAAACCCGAAAGGUGGAAAGGUCAUUUUUGUCCUGAUAACAUCACGUUUUUUCAAUGAUUAUGGAAGUAUGCUGCUGAUUUAGACCAGUGUUCCCCAAAUUUCUGGUGGCUGAGGCUAUAUACACAUACAUACAUGCCCACACUAUGGAGAAGGAUCGGUGACUUUUGGUUUUCUCACUCUGUCAUUUUUCUAAUCUUAAAUUCAGUUAUCGACAUUUAUCAGAAUGUGGCUUUCAAAAACGGAAAAAAAUCCUUAUGGGAUUUCCACCAGCAUUCUGAAAAUUAACCAGCAUUUUAGUAUGAAUUUAUCCUAAUAAAUACAUUUUAUAUGCAGUUUUGACUGAUGUACACAUUUUUGCAAGCAAUUCCCCCUAAUAUAAUGAAUUUUUGUAACCAUUGAAAGCUACAUCGCAAAAUUCAGCUAGAUGCGAAUUUCAACAGUUAGCUGUGGUUGUGUUUGCAUGUUCUUCCCCAGAAAGUGCAAAUUUGAUAGAUUUGACUUCAAAUGUGUUCUGAAUCAAGUUUCUCCUCCAUUUCUAACACACACACACAAACAUGCAUAUUUGAAUUAUAGGCUGAAUUAAUUCUUAAACCCCAAAGGAUUGAAAAGAGGCAGCCUUCUUCCAGAGCAGUUCCAGAGAAGUAGCUUUGUGAGUUUGUUGUUGCAAAGAGUUGUGUGGCUCCAUAGACUACCAAAUUUAUAAUGACACAGGGCUUUGUGGCCCAAACCCCAUGAAAUCUGCUGUAUGUAUCCAAUGAAGCAGACUGAACGCCAUAGAAGCUAAUCCCACAAUUAAUUUAGUAGGGUUUUUCCAUGCUGGUAUCCAUUGCAGGAUUCACACUCCUUUAUUUUUAAAUAGCAUCCAUACACCAUAUCUAUCAAAAUUCUAUCAAAAUUCCAGACCAUCAUUCCCCCCAUUUAUUCCAUAUUUACCCUUUCCACAGGAAAAAAAAAAUCUGAUUAGUUUUAAAAUCCUAUUGCCAAGGACCCAUUUGCAAUAUCUGAAAGACCCAUUUAUAACAUUAUGGUUUUUUCCCCUGGAAGCCCCCUAUAGAUUUAAGGUGCCACAGGAGUCUUUCUUGAUUUACCCCCAGAGCAGUGAUUCAUGCUUAGGUUCCUGCUGUCCCUGUUAUUUAGGGCCAGUUCUAGUUUUGUGGUAUCUGUCCCGAUGAAUCAGUCUCCCUGUUUCAUCUCUAUUUUUAGAGGGGUGCAAGGCCUCAAGAUUUGCCUUGUAUCUGUUAAAAAGAAAGAAAGUAAAGAUCUGUUUCUGAGCCUCUCUGUGCUAUGUCUGCUUUGUUCUGUGUUUCAGGUUCUCAGCUGCUGUGCGUAAAGACAAAACUCUGGUCCCUUUUCAGUAUAAUGGGGAAUCUAAAAAAGUCUGUUAACUAUUGAGGAAGGUGGAAUGAAAUAUAUAUGAAUAAACAAAAGCCCUUCCUGUAUAACUGCAAAAAACAAGUAGGUUCAGGGGUUUUGUGGGAAGAAGUAAAGGGAUUUUCUCCCCUCUAUAAUCCAUGAAGAGGGUUGGAGAGAGGGCCUGUCUCUUGUUGUUCCUUACCUUAAAAUAAUGAUGAGGUUGCCCAGUGAUAUGCACAGCCAUUAUGUGAAUAGCUAGGUUGACCAGGUGCUCUGUCUUACAGAGGACUGCUCUCUAGCUGAAGGGGUCCACCAGACUGAUUGAUUGUAUUUUUUUGUGCUGCUUUCCAUUCAAAUGAACCCCAAAGCAGCUUACAACCAAUAAAUAACAAUAACAUAAUAGAACAUCACGAGUACAGCAUGAAGCAUGUGAUAUAAUUAACACGUCAUCAGUAAGAUGGUUGCAAUCUAUGAAAUACUAUUAACGAACCAGCAACAAAGAUAUUAGCUGAACAUCACGAAUGCGGCAUAAGUCAUUUAACGAUGAACAGACCAAUAAGGCAUUUAUAAACUAUAAAACAGUGUUAACAAAACAGCAACUAAAAAAAUAAGGCAGCACAACCGGUUCUCCCACACUGGGCGCUGGGCAGAGAUAGUCCUGGGAAGUACUUUCCCAUCUACAGGAAGGAGGCAUAAGGGCUCUGACAGGGUCCUAGAGUCCUUCUGUCUCCUUUCCAAAGCCUAGUUAGUGCUUGCCCAGCUUUGGGAAUGAGGUAGGAGGGCUCUAGGACCCUGCUGAGCCCUCAUGCCUCCUUCUUGAAGCCUGGUACGGCACGAGGGCUGGGGGGCUCGCCAAAUUUUGGUUUAGCUCAGGGCACCAUAGUUCCAAAGUCCACCCCAGUAUCAAAACGCUUAGGUGGACCUCAGGUUUUGCAGAAGUACAAAAAAACCCACAACUGUUAUAUUUUAAUGCUGUAUGCAGUGUUAGACUUGUUUUAGAGAGGGGGUAUUCCACAGUGGAGUCAAAACCUUGAGGAACAUCUAAAAAACAAUAGAGAAAGGCUGAGACCUUUUCUUUAUGGUGCACAUAAACACUGAGAGCCAGUGUGGUGUAGUGGUUAAGAGCGGUAGACUUGUAAUCUGGUGAACUGGGUUCGUGUCUCCGCUCCUCCACAUGCAGCUGCUGGGUGACCUUGGGCUAGUCACACUUCUCUGAAGUCUCUCAGCCCCACUCACCUCACAGAGUGUUUGUUGUGGGGGAGGAAGGGAAAGGAGAAUGUUAGCCUCUUGAGACUCCUUAGGGUAGUGAUAAAGUGGGAUAUCAAAUCCAAACUCCUCCUCCUCCUCCUCCUCCUCCUCCUCCUCCUCCUCCUCUUCUUCUUCUUCUUCUUCUUCAUGGUAGGAAGCCAGUUGUCUACUCAAGUCACCUCUGCCAGAUCAGAUGCAUAUGUGCAUCUUUGGCCCCAAAUAUGAGCUCUAUGGGUAUGCCCUUAGUAUAAAAUUCUCCCUAUUGGCCGUGUUCACAUUUCAGCAAAGAAUGAGUCUUAGUCUUGUUGUUCAGGAACAAGCCACCCAUAGGAAUGAGCAUGAAUGAGUCACCUCAUUCGAUAGCAAUUUGGAAUGUUUACCAAUUGUUGCCCGGGAUAAUUUGCUGCCUAUAAGUAUAUAUGGUACACAUUUUACAGUGAACUGUAGGAGGCAUAUAUGAAUGCCUUAAUUGAAUAACUGGUGCAAUUAACUGAUCAAUGGCUUAAGUGUAUAAUAAGUAUAUAUGGUACAUUUGGAGCAUACCGUGACAGGCAUGAAUGCCUUAAUUGAAUAGCUAGUGCAAUUAACUGAUCAAUGGCUUAAGUGCAUAUUAAGUAUAGAGGUGUGUUAAUCAAAGAGUCCCAGUUCCUGGAUGUUCCUGUUCCUCCACUUUCCUAAUUCCGCUCUUUACACACCAGUAACCAUUAUACACAUAGUAAUGCACCUAUUAAAUCAGCGGAGGUGGAGAGCGGAGAACAGAGAACAGAGAAGGCAUUUGUUUGCUUUUAGCUAGAACAUUAAAGAAACUGAAUGUUGCAGGCUGUCUUUUUCUUUCUGUAGAAGAAGGAGGCAGCUGGAGCAGGAGGACAGGAGGUACCUUCACUGUGUGGAGUGGCAGAGGUUCUCCGGACAAUAAAGGCCUUUGUUUCUGGCAGUGUACAGUCAUACCUUGAAAGUCGAAUGGAAUCCGUUCCAGAAGUCCGUUCGACUUCCAAAACGUUUGGACACCAAAGCACAGCUUCUGAAUGGCUGCAGGAAGCUCCUGCAGCCAAUUGGAAGCUGUGGAAGCACCGUCAAACAUUCGGCUUCCAAAAAUAGUUUGCAAACCGGAACAGUCACAGAACACCAAAAUGUUCGAGAACUAAGCUGUUCAAAAACCAAGGUGUGACUGUAUUGAGAUUCUGCAGCAGAGCUUUGUGGUGCUUACAACUUACCUUCCCAAUUAACUUGGAACAGCUAAAGCAAAAACUCAAAUUGCAAGCCAAUCUGAUUGAGGAUGGUGUGAAGGAUGUAUAAAAGGGGAGACCAAAGGCCAAUUGUGGUACAGUAAAAAAUAAACAACCUACUGACCCCCUGGCACAACUGCCCUAAGGAUAGGAGGGUUAGGUAGUGAAGGAAAUGAAGAAGUCCUUGAGGGAAAGGACACAAUGCCUUGUAUACAACACACCAGUUCUCCAAACAAUUGGCCCAGGUUGGCCAUGUGAUUCCACUCAUACCCUCCCCUCAAGAUGAAGUCUCAUGAGGCUUCCACCGUCAUCAGACAUGCCCCCAUCAGAAGGAUGACAAUGUCUUAGGGCUACAGUAUGUUUCAGAUGGGGCCUAAACACAACCUGCCACCUGCCCAGCACAGUCAGUCUCCAACAUUCCUCAAAUAAAAAUGGGGACAUUUCUCACUCCUCACUCCAAGUGACACUCCUUAACUCCCCAUUUUUGUAUCCCACACCCACAGAGCAUUUCCUAUCAGCAGAAGGGUGAGUGCCCCCACCGCGCCAACAGAACACACCCACCCUAUGCUGUCCUGAGAAAACCCCUUAAUUCUGAUUUUAUUUAAUGAUGAUGAUGAUGAUGAAAUAAUAAUAAUAAUUUUAUUACUUAUACCCCACCCAUCUGGCUGGGUUUCACCAGCUACUCUGGGCGCCUCCCAACAAAAUAUUAAAAACAUGAUAAAACAUCGAACAUUAAAAGCUUCCCUAAACAGGGCUGCCUUCAGAUGUCUUUUAAAAGUCACAUAGUUUUUUAUUUCCUUGAAUCUGAUGGGAGGGUGUUUCACAGGGUGGGCGCCACUACCGAGAAGGCCCUCUGCCUGGUUCCCUGCAACCUCACUUCUCGCAGUGAGGGAACCCCCAGAAGGCCCUCAGAGCUGGACUUCAGUGUCCGGGCUGAAUUACGGGGGUGGAGACGCUCCUUCAGGUAUACUGGGCCGAGGCCAUUUAUUAUUCGGUAAAUUCACAAAAAGAAAAGUAAAUUUUGGAAAGUGGCAAGAUUAGCCAUGGAUGCAGAAAACAUUUUUAAAAAUAAAAUAAGAAAAUCAUCAUCAUCAACAACAACAAUAACAAUUUAUUAUUUAUACCCCACCCAUCUGGCUGGGUUUCCCCAGUCACUCUGGGCUUCCAACAAAAUAUUAAAAUACAAUAGUCUGCCAAAUAUUAAAAGCUUCCCUAAACAGACUCCCUGUGCUCCACUCUGCUCUCCCUUUAUUCCUGUCCAGGGCGCGCCUGCCCUCUGACUGCCCCUCAGAGCAAGCACAUCAUGCGGGGCUGGGCCAUGGAAGCUGCAGCCUGUCCUGCCCGUUGCCCGCUCUCCAGCAGCCACCACAAGCUGCUCAAGGGUGGAGGCUGGCAGCGGCAGCCAUGGAGAGGCCAUAGAUAGGCAAAGAGCUACUCACUCGCAGCUGCCCAGCUUCAUCUACUGACACUUUGGACAAGUGCCAGCUCAUCUUCCGCCCCGAGCUCAGCAGCGACGGCACUGGCAGGGGAAAUAGGGACUUUCCAGGACCAAAUCAGAAGCCAGGAUGGCUUUCAUAAUUCCGGGAAAGUCCCUGGAAAACUGAGACACUUGGAGGGCAUGUUAACGUCUGCUGCCUCCUCCCACUUUGUAUCUUAAGACUUGUACAGAAUCCACGACUUCAGCUUCAGCCGGCUUCUUCUCUCCUUAUCCUGUCCGCCUGCUUUUUCUUUUCUUUUCAGAGUUCUCAAAAACACGGAAGCUUGUGCACUAUUUUGUGUCAUUUUAGUUGGCCUAAAAGAUGAGGUAGCAGCUGGUUUUAGUUUGGCUGAAUCAGGAUUAGUCAAUGGGGCUGUAUUCACGAUGCCCUCCACCCCAUGGCGUUACGGUACUAAAUGCCCCUGAAACAUCCCCUGCACCAGGAACUCGGAAAAUGUUUAGCACGUUUUCAGUUGUCUGAAGUUUCGCUAUGUAGCGCUUAGUAAAGUCGUUGGGGGUGAUGAUCCCAGCUCCAUGAAAUAAAGUCAGACAGCAACUCACGCGUACACACAGCUGCACAUAUUGCACGAACCUGUUAAGGAUUUUACCUUUUUAAGAAAUGACAAAAUAAUUACAGGACAGCAUGUCCUUCAUGAGUAAAAGCAGCCAAGCUAAAGUGCUUUCAAGGCUGGAAUGGCCUACUUCUCCACUGGCAAGCUGCAUAAAUCAUAAAGUGUUAGGGGACUGAUUCAUACAGUAGGGGAUCUGAAAGCAUGCAGCCUAUGUUUGUGGCUCUUUCUGUGUAUUGUACUAAUGCAUAAAAAUGAGCAGUGUUGAGCUAAAGAGAACAUUUGCAGAAAAGUGAAUCCAUUAAACUGGAUAGUUGUUGGCCAUGUUGAAAAUGAUUCUUUCCCCUUCUUAUUUUUUUAAAAUGAUUAUACAAUUUCUAAUUUGUCCACUGUUGUAUCUGCUUGCAGACCCUCCAAGUGACCCUGUUAUCCAGGGACAGUCCUAGAUUUACAGAAGUUGUCUUGGUUUCUGAUCUGAUCCCAGAAUGUCACAUUUUUCCUUAGGAGGUACCUAUUUUCAUCAGAGAAAUGUUGGAGGGUAUGGAGUUAGGCAACUCCCGAGCCAAGGAGAUAAGUAACUAUACAACCUUUAGAAGACAUUCAAAGGCAACCCUGUACAGGGAGGUUUUUUAAUGUUUUAUUAUGUUUUUAUUUAUGUUGGAAGCUACCCAGAGUGUGGGGACAGCCCAGUCAGAUGGCGAAGAUAUGAAUAAUAAAGUUGUUGCUGUUGUUGAAUAGGACAUCCCUAUUUUCAUCAGAGAAAUGUUGGAGGGUAUCUGCUUGCCAGAACAGUGUAUCUGCCCCAACAAAGAUUUGAGAUGGUUCACCAACUCAAGGCCUGUUUCAGAAGUUACUUCUGAAACAGUGUGAGAGUAAAACUUGAUGCCUCACCCCUACCCCAAGAGUACCCCAUAGAGGCAAUAGUAGUCCAUUAGUGGUAGAUUUAUACUGGACAAUCCACACAUCAUUCUGCUUUAUUGGCUGUUCUGCAAUGCUUCCCCGAUGCUAUAGCAUUAGGUAAAGGUAAAAGGUAAAGGACCCCGGGAUGGUUAAGUCCAGUCAAAGGUGACUAUGGGUGCGGUGGUCCUCUCGCUUUUCAGACCGAGGAAGCCUGUUUUUGUCCACAAGACAGCUUUCUGGGUCAUGUGGCCAGCAUGACUAAACCGCUACUAGUGCACAGAGGACCAUGACGAGUGCCAGAAUGCACGGAAACACCAUUUACCUUCCUAUCACAGUGGUACCUAUUUAUCUACUUGCACUGAUGUGCUUUUGAAGUGCUAGGUUGGCAGGAGCUGGGACAGAGCAACAGGAGCUCACCCCAUUGCGGGGAUUUGAACCGCCGACCUUCUGAUCAGCAAGCCCAAGAGGCUCAGUGGCUUAGACCACAGCGCCACCCGCGUCCCUGUUGUAGCAUUAUUGCUGUCUGAAGCGGUCCUCUUGCUCUAUAGCUCAAGAAAUGUGAGACAAAAAUGAACCCUGGAACAUUACAAGAUUUCAGGAAGUUAUGGGGUAUGAGCUGACUGGAAAUGAAGCACCACGUCUGGACCGAAACUUUUGCAGGUGCAAUUCAAAGCUGGAUUGUGUCUAACUGCCCAGAUAUCUUCAUGGGCAGAAAUCAGCAUAAAUGCACAAUAGGAAGGGCAUCUGGGGCUUUUCUGCACAACCGCCUCCUGUCUCCCCCCCUCCCACCUCUCCUCCUGUCGAUUUCAUGUCUUCACUGCAAGGGGCUCCUGGAUAUGCUGUAGAUUUGGAAAGAAAGCUGGUCAGUUUCACUGUUGCUUUUUUGCUGCCUUUGUAUGCAAAUCUGCAAGCUUGUGAGAGGUCCUCCAUCCAGUAGCAUCUUCUCUAUGUGAGUUGCAUGCACACAGGAUUGCAGGUCCAUCUGUCGAUACAGCUUUUUCUUUUUUCUUUUUUGCAAAGGAGGGGUGUUAUUUGUCCAAUGAAAAUUAGUUCAGAAAUAAUAAUAAUAAUAAUAACAACAACAACAACAACAACAACAACAACAACAACAACAAUUUAUACCCCACCUAUCUGGCUGGGUUUCCCCUGCCAGUCUGGGUGGCUUCCAACAAAAUAUUAAAAAUACAAUAAAACAUUAAAAACUUCCCUAAACAGGGCUGCCUUCAGAUAUCUUCAAAACAUGUGAACCUAAGGAUCUGAGAUACUUCUUCACACCAGUGGGAGUAAAUAAAAACUAGCAGAUUACUUCAGCAUUCACACACCCACACACCCACACCCACACACUACACCACGCACACUACACCCCGGGGGGGGGGGGAAUCUAUAUGUUUAUAAAUGAAGCUAUUUACAUGUCUUUGAGUCAACUUCUGUUUCUAUGGGUUGUCUUUCUUGGACAGCAGUUGAAUCUCUAUGGUGCUAACCAGAGCUUUUUUUCCUAGAAAAAUAGGUACCAGUACUCACCAUGAAGUUGUUACAUUAAGUGCCACACUUUUCAACAACAAAAGAAAGAGGUGCUGGGACUGCAUGCCCUUGAGUAAUGUAAAGGGACCCCUGACCAUUAGGUCCAGUCGUGGCCGACUCUGGGGUUGUGGCGCUCAUCUCGUUUUACUGGCCGAGGGAGCCGGCGUAGAGCUUCCGGGUCAUGUGGCCAGCAUGACUAAGCCACUUCUGGCGAACCAGAGCAGUGCAUGGAAACACCGUUUACCUUCCUGCUGGAGCGGUACCUAUUUAUCUACUUGCACUUUGACACGCUUUCAAACUGCUAGGUUGGCAGGAGCAGGGACUGAACAACGGGAGCUCACCCCGUCGCGGGGAUUCAAACUGCCAACGUUCUGAUCGGCAAGUCCUAGGCUCUGUGGUUUAACCCACAGUGCCCACAGUGCCACCCGCAUCCCUGCCCUUGAGUACCCCCCCCCAAAAAAGCACUGGUGCUGACUGAGGCACUAAGAUUUACCUGUUACUGUCCCAUUGGCUUUCAGGACUUAUUCCCUCGGACAAGGCAUUUUUUCUCCCUUUGGGAAGAGGGCGUGCUAUCAAACACUAACGAAACCCUUGGAGGCUUUUAAAAUCAUCCACAGGAACACUCAAAAAUCCCGUUUUAUUUUUGAGGAAAUCAGGAGGGAGCAAGCAGUGACCCUCAUAUACCGUAGCUGAGCUGCUUCAUUCAUGUGCAGGUCAAAAUGGGUUUAUAAUCACUGCCUUUCCCAUUUUCUUGAAUUGGGCGGGGGGUGUGUGUGUGGAAUCUGAAACAUUCUAUAAAAUAAAGAUCCAAGAUCCAGUAAAUUAUGUAAAAGAAACAUCCAAAAUCCAUAACAUUAUAUUAAAAUAAAAAUCCAAAAUCCAGAACACCACAUAAAAUAAAGAUCUUGGGCAGUGGUUCACUACAAGAUAUAACUUCUCCCUCUUUGCAAGUUGUGUGCACAUGCCUAUUGUCACAGCAAUUUCAGUGUUUCUGAUCCUUUUGCAGGAGUGCCUUGGCACCUCCUGGUACCUUCUUUGCAUCGAUGUGAUUAAAUAGUGGAGUGUGCAGAGUACACACAUACUAUGUUGGUGAAAGUCGAGUUGCGAGCGGGGGGGAGGGAGGGAGAGGGAAACUUGGCUUCUUUGUCAAGAGUUCACUGAAAACAUCUGUUCAAUCACGGAGAGGCCAAAAAGGCAAGAACAAUUUGAGAAAGGGGGAAAUAAAGCAGUACAGAAGUUAACACAAUGCCAGCAUACUGUUAAUCCUUCAGGCACUAGGAAGAUGAAGAAAUUGCUGGAGUUUGGGCAGCUCCAUUACCAGAGAUACCGUGCCGUUAAAUAUAGGGCAGAGCCGACUGAGGAAAAAGGGGCUUGUCGUUUAUCCUUUUGUAUAGCCUGAACCAACACUUGCCUCCUCCAAUUGCUACUGCAAGACAGAAAUUGGGGCUUUGGCCAUACCCACUGGAAGGUGAAAAGACAACAGUUAUCUUUUCCCACUGGCCAUACUGGGCCAUAUUCAAAGUUUUGGUACUGACGUCUAAUGCACUAUGCAGCUCGGGACCUGAAUAUUUCAGAAGCCUCUUUAAUCCCUUAUAUACCCAUUAGAUAGGAACUGGAGAGAAUUUUGAUUCCGUUUAAAGUCGAAUCUACCUAAUUUGCUCUUUCCCAAACUAUAUGGGAACUGAAACACGGCCACAAAAUUGGCACUUGCCCUGAAUUUGCAGUGCAGAUCUCCAGCCAAGUAAUGUGUACAAAAAUGCAUAUGGUGGGGUACAUUUUGCAUAAAAAUGCCAUGUAUUAGUGGAAACGGAAUGAAAAAAUGCAUUAUAUUAAGAGAAAUUGUUUUGCAAAAAGUGUUUGUGGCGGGCAAAAUUGCACGCAAGAAUUCAUCUAUAAGAGAAAAUUGCACUACGUUGCUGAUGAAUUUUCAUGAUGAUGAUUACCCUUAUUAUUUUUAAAUCACUAACCAAUGUGGAGAAUUGAAAAAAUUGGGGGGGAAUGAGAGAAACAGUAAUUGAUGGGUAAGCCCACCCCUACCAGAAGGUCACUGUGUUCUGCAGGACAGUUUCUCCUUGAAGCUGCUACAAUAUCGGAAGCCUGCUGUGCAGUAAAACUUGGAGCAUGGCUUUCUGUGUGGAACAGCAUCCCUGCUGAGGUGUGACAGGCGCCCGACGAAAUGUACUUUCUGAAAACAAUUGGAGGCAUUUUGGGUUUGACAACCUUUCCCAACUCUGUGGAAAGGUAUCUUUUCCUUAGGUGUUUGUUCUGUGAUGAUGAUGAUGGUAUUCCUGUAUCUCAGUGCUUCACCUGGGUCACAUGACAGAGCUGGGCCAGUAGAGAGACAGCUCUGGCCUUGGCCUUCUUAAGAUCAGGCAGGCUGACUUGCCACUGUACUUGGAACCCAGACCGUUAAGUAGUGGAUAAAUGCCUGGAAAUAUAAUGCAUGACUGAUCUGCGAAGCCCAUUGCUGUGACAUGUUGAGAGCCCCGUUAAGACAAAGGGAUUCUUAAAGGAUUGGGGAAAUGUUGAGUGGAUUGGCACGCCAAAGGUUAUCGCCAAGAUGCUUAGGGAAACAUGCCUGGAGUUUCCUUAAACUUCUGGAAUGCCAGAGUUGGCUAGCAAAAAAUGAAACGGGAUAGAUCGCUCAGUAUUUGUCCUGCGGCUUUUUGAACGUCUCUUCAGGAAACAUUUGGUGCUGGCAACAUGCAGGUCUUCAAAACAGGGUAGUAUGAAAAAUUUGGACAGCAGUCGGAAGAUGCUGUUCCUGGCGACCUUGAAAUUAUUAGCUGUGAGAGAAGAGGAUGGUUUUACUUGUUUUGAGAUGUUUUAAUUGCUUUUAGAGGCUUUCUGUUGUUUUGAAUAUGGUUUUAUUUUACUAUUGAUUGUAUUGUUUUAUCACUGAUGCGUUUGCCAUCCUGGGCUCCUUUGGGUGGAAUAAUAAUAAUAGUAGUAUUAUAGUAGUAAUAGUAGGAAUAAUUAUUACUAGAAUAGUAGUAAUAAUACUCCCAUCCACAUUGGUGGUAUUAUCGUAUGUGUGUGGUUUCGGUAAGGACAAUGAACUGCACAGAUCAUGCCAACUGAGGAAUGACUCUUGUGGGAGUUUUAAACUGGUAAAGAAGAAAGUGCCCGUUGCUCCAAGAUCUGAUUCCUCUAUUUUUAGACUUAACCUCAUCUUUGUGAUUGUCGUUCCGAGAAGACCCAAACUCGAACCUGGCCUUUCCCUUCAUCGUAAAUUUCCUUACGUUUAGGGAAGAUUUAUGUUCUGGCUUGGCAGCAUAGGCUCUCAACCAAUCUUUUUGGACAUUUUAAUUUUUUAAAACCUAACCAAAAGGAUGCACAGCUAAUUAUUGGGGGGAGGGGUUGCUUCCAGCAUCACCAUAGCGUAAGUGGAUAAAAUGGAUAUGAGGAUGACACAGGAUUAAGGCUAAUGUGUGGUCUCUUUCUGCAGUGCCUGGAGGGGGUGGGUUUGGUUGGGGGCAUUUUGCUGUGGACCAAGUGCUUCCUUGGGACUCAGGUUUGGAAGACAAUAUUGGGGAGAUUGUGUUCUUUGCCAAGGCUACUGGUAACAUGGUGUCUCUCAGGGAUCAGUUUUGCCCCUUCCUUCCUAUUGCUUAACAUCUGCUUAAAGCCACUGGAAGAGAGAUAGUUCAGGGAUUUCGAGUGUGUUGUUAUCAAUAUGCUGGUGAUCCACAGCUCUGUUUGUCCUUUUCAUCUUACACAAUGGAAGCAGUCUGUGUCUUGGGUAACUCAUAUGCAUUAGUAAAGCAGUGUUAAGAUUCUUCCAUAAAUACAGUGGUGCCUCGGGUUAAGUACUUAAUUCGUUCCGGACGUCCGUACUUAACCUGAAACUGUUCUUAACCUGAGGCACCACUUUAGCUAAUGGGGCGUCCUGCUGCCGCCGGGCCGCCGGAGCACGAUUUCUGUUCUCAUCCUGAAGCAAAGUUCUUAAUCUGAAGCACUAUUUCUGGGUUAGCGGAGUCUGUAACCUGAAGCGUAUGUAACCUGAAGCGUAUGUAACCCGAGGUACCACUGUAAAUGAAUUGCAUUUUUAUUUCCACCCUUUCUCCAGGGAGCAGAGAUCAGUAUAUAUGUUUCUCUUCCCCUCCCCCCACCAUUUUAUCUUCACAGCAAUCCUGUGAAGGCUGUGACUGGCCCAGGUCGCCCAGUAAAUACAAGAUAUGAAUGGGGAUUUAAGCCCAGGUCUCCUCAGUCCAAGUCGAACACUCUCACCACCACGCCACAAUGCCUUGGCCAUUGCAAGCAGCAAGAAUACAGUUGCCUCCAGCAGGAUAAGACGAGUUUGUAGUGAAGAUUGCUGGCUUUCUUUCAGCCAGGUUUGCAUGAUAGCAACUCUUUGCAAGCAUAACUGAAUAAAAUGGAAUGAAAUAUGAAUGGAAUGUCAGCCCUAACUUUUAUUUAUUUGUGUUUUUUUGGCUUUGUCAGUCCUUGCCAUAUAUCCUCAGAUUGUUCUGUGAAGGCUUCAGCCACAAGAGUCUCAUUAUGGUUAGUCAGUCAGGUCCUUGUCUGGUGUAAAUUGGUGGUGCACCAUUGAAAUUCAGGCAGUGUGUCCAAUCGAAACCCGAUAAGAAUCCUACCGGGAAAAUGAGGUUGUUAUAAAGCUUGUAUAGCACUUUAGAAGCUAUGCAUAAUAGUGUUGCGGAGUAGUUUAUAAUCUGGAAUGUUUGGGAAAUGCACCUCUUCUGAGGAGCUUUCGGUCUCCAACUGGUACAUGAUAACUUAUAAUCAUCACUGACUCAUCUUCAGAGUGAUGUUGCUGAACAAGGCAUAGCGGUGCAAUCAGUGCUGGGUCAGCAUCUCAGUGAUUCUGGUCACAUGCCAGGAAAUGAUUUCAGAUUAUUCCUUACUCCAUAGUAAGCACACUAAGGAUUGCAGCCUUAGCCUUUAUUUGGACCAGGGCUCUCACCGUCACUGUCUAAGGGCCCUGCACUCCUGCUUUACAGAGCAAUCAAAACUCUCAAUCUGGAGAGGGUUUGGUGGGAGGCCUCCACAACUGUGGAGAUCCCUGGUGGGCCCACCAAAAGUGUGGGGAUCCGAAGCCAGCAGUAGCCAGAAGAUCACCCCCCCCCAAAAAAUGGGUCACUUCUUGGCUGUGGAGUGAAGUCCAUUAAUUCCCAAGCCAUUAGAUCCCAAGCUGUCCCAGAGCAUCAGGACAUAAGAAGAGCCUGCUGGAUCAGGCCAGUGGUCCAUCUUGUCCAAUGUUCUGUUCCCAAAGUGGCCAAACAAGAUGCCUGUGGGAAACCCACAAGCAGGAUUCGAGUACAAAGAGUACUCUCCCCUCCUGUGGUUUCCAGUACAGUGGUACCUCAAGUUAAGAACUUAAUUCGUUCGGGAGGUCUGUUCUUAACCUGAAACUGUUCUUAACCUGAAGCACCACUUUAGCUAAUGGGGCCUCCCACUGCCGCCGCGUGAUUUCUGUUCUCAUCCUGAAGCAAAGUUCUUAACCUGAGGUACUAUUUCUGGGUUAGCGGAGUCUGGAACCUGAAGAGUCUGUAACCUGAAGCAUCUGUAACCAGAGGUACUACUGUAUUUAGAAGCACUUCUGCCUCCCACUGUGGAGCUACCAGUUCAGACUUCUCUGGUGCAACAUUGAAGAGCUUUCAAGCAGAUGUGGCUCCAUUAGCUAGUGUGCUGGUCUGUGCACAUUUUCGUUCUCCCCUCCUGCUUCUAGGCCCCACUUGUGCAGCCCAUAUGUGUGUGGUCUGGGGUGGCCAAUCAAUCUUUAUUGCGGUCAAAGACCAGACAACAGAAAUAACAUCAGCAACAUGUACUGCAUCAGCACCAAGAGGUGGACGUAGUAGACAAAAAUAACAGUUCCCUAUAUACUUAUUAACAUUUUUUAAAAACACUCCAGAUAAAAUCUAUCAUCCAGAGUUUGAAAUCAGUAUGCAUUCACCGACCAUCGCUGUCACCACAGCCUGCCUUGUUCUCGUUGCCACAAAACAGAAUUUCACAACAGGCCUGGUGACAUUCAGAUCUUUGUCAGCAAGAAGGUAUCCAACAUAAGUCUUCUCUGAGUGGCCAGGUAGUUCCCUUAAUAAUGGUUGAAUUAGCUCCCGCCGUGUAUCGCGAUAUAAAAGGUAAAGGUAAAGGACCCCUGACAGCUAAGUGCAGUUGCAGAUGACUCUGGGGUUGCGGCGCUCAUCUCGCUUUACAGGCCGAGGGAGCAGGUGUUUGUCCACUCCGCAGAUAGUUUUUCUGGGUCAUGUGGUCAGCAUGACUAAGCUGCUUCUGGUGAAACCAGAGCAGCGCACAGAAACGCCAUUUACCUUCCUGCCACAGUGGUACCUAUUUAUCUACUUGCACUGGUAUGCUUUCGAACUGCUAGGUUGGCAGGAGCUGGGACAGAGCAACAAGAACUCACUCCAUUGCAGGGAUUCAAACCACCGACCUUCUAAUCGGCAAGCCCCAAAGGCUCAGUGUUUAAGACCACAGCGCCACCUGCGUUGCGAUAUAGUGGGCAAUAUAUAUGCUCAAUGGAUUCAAUCUCAUCAGAAUUAGAUGGACAUCAUCUCUGUUCUACUGCGAUAUCAUGGUAUCUGCCCUCUAAUAGUGGAUUUGGGAUGGUAAGGUUGCUAUGGGGUAGUAUUUGUUUAAAAAACAUACUUUUGAAUGCCUCAGUGUGUGUCCUUCAUGCUUGUGGGUGGGGCCAUUUUGGCUACAUAGCCAUCAGCACUCAACAACCUGUGUUUGUUAUUUAAAAGAAGUUACGAGGUUUAUGUUAUAUAGUGGAAGAUAUGUGCAAAGAACUAUCCAGUAUUUCAUGUUCAUCUUCCCCAGUAGGUCAUUCUUUCCGUUUCAUGCCCAUAGAAUUCAGGUUAUUAAAGAGAGUAAUUUGUCUUGCCAGCCCCAUGGCCGCACAAAAACUUGAUUUCAUGUUUUCUUUUAUGCAAAGCCCAUCCUAUCCUGACUGCACCACAUUUUGCCCUAUGGACUAAUUAAAACACCCAUGUUGUUAAUAAGUUCUGGCUGAUUUUUUCAUUUAACGUUGCAGCGUUCUCCUGCUUGUAAAUUUCAGUUGGAGUGCUUGAUGCCAAGUUAGAGGACAUCAGUAAUGUGAUGUAAUUUGGAUUUCCCUGCGUCCAGUCCCAACAGGAUACAUGCACAUAAGUACUGGUUAUUAAGGACAAGACUAAGUCAAUAAAUCCAAGGGAGUCUUCUUUAAAUAGUUAAAUUGCUAUAAUUUAUGCAGUGCCAAAGCCCAGACUUUCUUCUGGUUCUCUUAAAACUACUUUAUUAAUCUUAAUUUAUCCCCCACUUUAUUAACCCUAAUUUCAAACUGCAUCUUAAUAGAAGUAGUCAGUUGACCUAGAAACUAUUAAUGAUGAAGCAGAACCUCUGAGAAAUGUGUACAAGACAAUCAGCCCAGAACUACUAAUCAGUGCUGCUGACCUCAUGUUCUACACUGAAACCUAAAAUGGGUAUUUGGAUGUGUUUUUUCUCAACUGGCCAGUCUGAUGUUUAUUUGGCGGGGGGAGGGGAGGAGAAGCUUGUUUAAUUUGAGGCCGCUUGAUGGGGUACGGCAAGGCAGCAGAAGGACUGAGCGUUGUGCGUGCCGCUCUCGGUAGUGCAAAACGUAGCAAGAGUUUUGAGAGGCUUUUUGGAAGGUUGGGCCCAUGGCAGAGGGGUGUGAAGGCAUACUAAUAUUUCAGAGGAAUGAAUAUAUAAUCCAGUUUGCUGUGCCAAGUUUCCCGUUACUAGUGAACUCUUUGGGGAGGGUUUAUGAAUGUCCAAUUUGGGCGUGCUGAAUUUAUGCAGAGGGCUCUUAUUACGCUGCCUCAUCUAAAACAAUUUGGCUACUUUCGCUCCCCCACCCCACCCCCCAGAACUGGCCAGCCUGCUCUGCUUUCCCAGCCAUAUCGCAGAGCAAUUACAACCAAGGUGAUUAGCUGGUUGUAAUCUCAGACCCUCCAAGUGUCCCUAUUUUCCAGGGACGUUCCUGAUUUAGAGAAGCCGUCCCAGUUUCUGAUUUGAUCCCAGAAUGUCCCACUUUUCCUUAGGAUGUCCCUAUUUUCAUUGGAGAAAUGUAGGACGGUAUGGAAUUCUCUGACCCCCCAAGCCGUCUGAUGGCAAUCCUGUAUAAGGAAAUCUUUUCAAUGUUUAAUGUUUUAUUAUGUUUUUAUAUAUGUUGGAAGCUGCCCAGAGUAACUGGGGCAGCCCAGUAAGAUGUAUGGAGUAUAAAUAGUAAAAUUAUUAUUAUGGAAUGGGGCGGUCCCUCUUUUCAUCGGAUAAAUGUUGGCGGGUAAGCAAUCUCUCCUUCCUACCCAUGGUGGGUAUGACACUCUUUAAAGACACCAAUGGCCUAAUCCUAUCCAUGUUUGCUUAGAAGCUAGUCCAGACAGAUUUUAAAAUAGGAUUUACUUCCAAGGAAAUGUGCUUAGGGUUGCAGCCCUCGAAGUUAGACAGAACAAAGGAAAGAACGGGGAAGUGUGUCACAUAUUUAAUUCUCAAAAGUUGUGUGUGUGUUUUAGAGAACCCAGCAGAUUCUAAGCGCAAGUGAAAAGUACUGUAUCCAGAGGCAGCUUUAAUUUACAUAGCUAACCCUUACUCAGCAGAGUACCAUAAGUGGUGGAGAUACUGAAGCCAUAGAUGGGUCACAUUUCCUGAACAAUUUGUCAUACAUAGUGUGGGCCCUAACAAGCUUUCCCUAUCAGACACCUGGCGUCAUUACUCUUAUUUCCACUGCAUUCGGUUCUACAAAAAAAAACAUGCAUUAGGCUCGCAAGUGAAGUGGUGAACACAGUGCACAGCCGUCUUGUUUGCUUGAAGCAGAUACAGGAAGCGUUUCGUUCUUUCUUCGUCUUCUGUCAUGGCAUCAACACCAUAUUGUGUGCUUCCCCUCCCCCCUCCAAUAAGCAUCAACAUGCUAGACCAGACCAAAAUCCAGCUGGCCUGCCAUCCUGCUUCCAGCAGCGGUCAGCCACACGCCUCUGGGAAGUUCACAAGAAGGGCAUGAGCCUCUCCUGGUUGUUUGGAUCCAGCACCUGCUAUUCAGGGGUAUCUGUAUCUUAGCUUUCCAUGAAACUAUUGGGGCUAAUAGAUAUGGAAAUCUGUGCAAACUCCACCCCACCCCCCCACAAAGAUAAAGAUCUGUUGAACUGACUGCAGAGUCCUCUGCAGUUGGUUUCCUCUUCUAGAGAGUGUGGGCAAGCAUGGGUGCCAACUUGAAUAAAAUACAGACCCUCCAAGUGUCCUUAUUUUCCAGGAACAGUCCCAGAUUUACAGACACCGUCCCAGUGUCUGAUUUGUUCCUGGAAUGCCCCACUUUUCCUUAGGACGUCCCUAUUUUUACCAGAGAAAUGUUGGAGGGUGUGGUAGGAUGUCCCUAUUUUCAUCAAAGAAGUGUUGGAGAGUAUGACCCCAGAGCCAUCUGCAGGCAGUUUUGUAGAGGGAAGUCAGAUGGGUGGGCUUUAAAUACUAAAAUUAUUAUUAUGGAAUAGGACAUCCCUAUUUUCAUCGGAGAAAUAUUGGAGGUUAUGUAAAAUAUUGAAGGGGGAGGUAAGGCCCGCCCCAUAUAAUCAAUCAUAAGUUGUGGCACACACACACACACACACACACACACACAGAGACAGACACCAUUUGAAUGGCCAUGGCCAUGAACUUCGGCUGGCCCAGCCCCCUCAAAUGUUUCAUUGGGGGUGCUGAAGGGACCUUGGCCCUAGGAGUUGGCUCCCAUGUGGAGCUUUCAUGAAGGUUAAAGGAUCGUGAUAUGUAUUUUCUCUUGGGCCCAUUACCACCCCACCUCCAUAUUUAUUUCUUGCUGCUAACCCUCUGAAUUGUACUGGUGGAGGGCAAUCAUUCUCAGAAGCCAAUUUCCUACUCCUGGCCCUCCAAUCUGCAUUGGCAACCCCCGUCAGAGCAUGAAGGCUGGGCUCAGAUACUACUGGUAGAUUCCCUCCAGCCUCAGCUGUCUUAAGAGCUUGUAUCUGGCUGAGAGCUUUUUCCUGGCAGUUUGAGGGCAGUGUGUCCCCACUUUGGGUUGGCACUUCUGCCCCCCCAACCCACUUUGCAGUGGUGGGAUCUCCCUGUUCAGCUUCUACUCCAUCCCUAGCUACUUUGGCCCCAAGGCAGGAUUAUCUUCUGUUUCACCGGGAACAGAUUCAAAACAUUCAGGAUUCCUUCAGAAAUGGACUUGUGUUACUCUUGCUAGGUUACUGGACCAAAGGCAUCAAUCAAUUACUUGCCGUGGUUAAUUGAUAUUUUGAGGAUCAGGCUUGAUUUCACUCUAGCUCUCUUCAAGGUCUGAAAGCAUCGGUAAGUGACAGCGAAUUAACAGUUUGUUCACAGCUUAAAAUGGAAUUUUGAUUAAUUGAAAAUGCCAUAUGGGCUAUCAAAGGUUGCAGCGUUGCCCGAGAGGCUGCCUCCCACUUUUUAACAUUCCAUUCUUCUCCACUCAUUUUCCCUUGUCUAAUGUAUUUUUGUAGGUUGAUUUUGACCAACAAGAGUGGCUUUUUAAGGCACACCCUCCCCUAAUACAUGCAUAUAUUUUUGGGGGUAUAUAUAUUUUGGGUUGUAUCACCGAAUUCAGAGAAGUGCAAAUUUGGAAGUGUUAGCUGUCUUCCAAGCUCACAUUUUAUUUCAGGAAAUGAGGUAGGUCUGUAUUAAAAUGCAAACCAAAUUUCUCCCCACACACCUAGCUGUAGGCUGAGAAGGGGUGAAGCAGAGUGAGGCAGGUUAGAGGCAUUACUGAAUGCUGAAAUCAUCGGUUGUGUCAUGUUCAUUAUUUUUGUAAAAUCACAUAAUUAUUGAGGGGGACAUGGAUUUACCCCCAAAUCUUGGUCAAGCCCACACCAGAGCUGUAAACCACAUGCUGUGCAUGCCAUAGGAGCCAUCUCCUAGGGGCUGAGGGCUCUUUGCCCCCCAAUAAAAUAUUUGAGGGGCCCCCAAAGUCAGUGGGCAUUGCCAUUCAAAUGGUGUGUGUGCAUGGUGGCAUGGAAUUGAUUAUGCAAGGCAAGGCUUACCUCCCCCCUCCCAAAAUUUUAUUCAAGUUGGUAAGGUAAAGGGAAAGGACCCCUGGACAGUUAAGUCCAGUCAAAGGUGACUAUGGGGCUGCGGCGCUCAUCUCGCUUUCAGGCCAAGGGAGCAGGCGUUUGUCCACAGACAGCUUUCUGGGUCAUGUGGCCAGCAGCACUAAACCGCUUCAAGUGCAACGGGACACUGUGAUGGAAGCCAGAGUACACAGAAACACUGUUUACCUUCCUGCCACAGCGGUACCCAUUUAUCUACUUGGUUGCUUGCUUUCGAACUGCUAGGUUGGCAGAAGCUGGGACAGAGCAAUGGGAGCUCACCCCGUCACGGGGAUUCGAACCACAGACCUUCCGAUCAGCAAGCCCAAGAGGCUCAGUGGUUUAGACCACAGCAUCACCCGCAUGCACACAGAAGUCACCAGGCUUCAAUCCCUGCCCAUCUAAGACAUGUGCAAAAUUCCUCUUUGGCCGUUUUCACACCAAGCACUUAAAACAGUAUAAAGACCACUUUAAACACUCAUGGCUUCCCUCAGAGAAUUCUGUGAGCUGUUGUUUGUUAAGAGGCCCCUACUCACCACACAGAGCUAUAAUUCCCCAUGAAGAGGCAUUGACUGUUGACCCACUCCAGGGAUUGUUUAAAGUGGUAUCGUAGUGUUUUAAAUGUAUAAUGUUGAUGUGGUCUUUGAAAUCCUGGAGGGCUGCUGCCUGUCAAUCAGAUGGGCCCAAGUUCUGGGCCCGGUGCACAUACUAUUCCCCCACAAUGCCUUUCUUCCUUAGGGCAACAACUAUUGCAUCCAGGGCAAGAGCUUGGAAUUUCUGCCUGAGGGCUCCCAAGUCCUUUAUGCAAACCCAGAUGAAAACUCCCAGUGGAAUAAAGAAAUGCAUUAGGAUGGAGUGAUUUAAUGAAUGGAUAGUAAAAGCCAAAUACAAUCAUUUGUAGUUGUACACUUGAAGGGGGUUUGGCUGAUACUGUGUUUCACUCUCCCCCGCCCCCCUUUACAGUUUUUUUUCAAAAAAAACCAACAAAAUCAGAAAGAUGCACAAUGCACAUUUUUAUAAGGGCUUCUCAAAGGACGUAAAUAUAUGGUUGCUGACAUUUUGCCUCUAAGGACCCUUUUGAACACAUUAUCUCCAGAGCGUUGCUCCAAUCUGACUGUUUAAAAUAGAAUAAGUUGGGGAAACUCCCUUCAAUGUGUUUUCAAUUGCAGAUCGUGGCACUUUCAUCCAACAAUUUUGAGGAGAUAACUUUUAAUUACAAUAAUAAGAACCACAUGGGCAGUUGAUUGAUGCAAACCUGAUGUGUUCUCUUACUUUAUUAAUCUUUUUAAUUAGAGUCAAAAGAAUGUUUUAUCUGUCGGGAAGGAGACGAGAUGGGCCGUGACGCUCUGCUGCACUUCUGUGACUGCAAAAACUUGAUUGCUCACCAGAAAUGUCUUUUAACUUGGAUACAAAAGGUAAGGGAACUGAUGCAGAAUAUGUCCUUCCAGUUCAGCAUCUUUGGUCUCUCACUCUUCCUGCGACGGUGUACGUCAGCAUCUUACUGUGUGGGGAUAACACUAUGGUAGGCCUUCCUUGUCUUCAUUUGCAAAAGGGCUCUUGCUUGCGAUUUUCCAGAAGUUCUCUGAAUAUAUUAUUCUAGAAAUACCUUUGGGAAGGACCAUUGGAGAGGACUCCAACCCCCACCCCCCACCCCCCGCUGGAGAAUACUCAGCAAUAACCCUUCCCACUGAAUAAGGUGAUUUUGAUAUUAUUAUUUUUUAACUAGCCCUAGUUAUAGCACACAAGCAUGGGUUUAUAAUCUUGGUUCCAGGAUAUGGCCUGAAGGUCUGUGAGGCUUUCUGAAGCCAGGUGGGUCUGAUCACAGUCUGGAUGGAUGACUGCUGUGGAACCAUGUGUAGGCUACCAUCAUGGGUUCCAUGAUGGGAGAAAAUAAGUAAAUACAAGUGCUUAGCCUUAUACUUAAGUUGAUAUUUUCUGGAUAACACAGUUGGUUAAAGCAGGGUGCUGAUAAUCUUACUCGGCUACGAGUGAUCACCAAAGGAGAAGAAGGAGAAGAAGACAGCCUAGAUGUGUAGCAGUUGAGUUUCCACUGAGCUGAGUUUCAUUGGUCAUUAGGAAAGAAAAUGUAUGUAGCACCUAAUCACAGGCAUGGCUACAUGAUGUGGAGUCUGAAUUCAGAUGCUAUCUAGCGUCCAAAUGCAAAGUAUUCAAACACAGAAGAAAAUAUAAUGUUGUGUAGCUUAUUUGUUUGUUUGCUUACAUUUAUGAAUUGCUUCCUAUGAAACAUCUCCAAACAAUUUUGCAAUAAGAAACCCCAGCAAAUUCUCCUUCAGGCGUUCAGGUUCCAGACCAUUCCUAUUGUGUGUGUGUGGGGGGGGACUUGCCGCAUCACCACAUCACAAGACAACUCUUUCUCGUUGUGCUUGGUGAUCAUUGGUUCCAUUAGCAGUUAGCCAAAAAUGAGUAUCAUCAGGAUGUGGGGUUGUUGGGUACAAUGGAUGAGCUUCCUAUAGCUCCCUGCACUAGUAUCCCUGCAAAUGCAAUAUUUUGUUAGGAAAGUCUCAAGAUCAAGCUAUAAAUAAGUGAGAUGUUGACUUGGAAGAGGUUUUUAGAACUCCCUCUCCUAAUUUGAAACACAUGUGGCAAAUAUUCAGUAUCAGCACUACUUAAUAUGUUCACAGACCCAGGACUUCUUCUUUUUUUUCAUGGAAUUGAUUUCCCCAGCUCCCCAAAGAGUUCGCAAACCUAACGUUAUAAUUUAGGCUCUAUUAUUUGGAGUGGUUUCCCUUUUGUGCCAGAACAGGAAGCCAGUCUGGUGGUCAAAUUGCUAAAUGCAACGUGAUAGUCCCCAUCUUUUGUUAGAAUUGACCGCGGUUAUUUGUUACGAUUUUGUGUGAUGCCGGCAUUGUAGCAGGCGGAGGGCUGUGAUUCUGAGCAUGUUUCGUAAGCGAAACGAAAUCAAGACAUAACUUCUGGCCAAAUGUGCUUAAAAGUGUCUAACUUGCUUGCAUUCUCAGUGAGCUUUGUAAUGGGGCAUAGCUCAGGAGCAGAGCACAGGAACGAAAUCCCUGCACACACCAGAAUAACCAGACGGGGCACAAGAGGACUGGGGAAACUUAUUUAUUUAAUUUACUUACAAUAAUAUCCACAACAUUAACGUGCAUGGGGGCUUUAGUUUCUACCGUUCUGGGGACAUCUGACAUAGAUAGGAUGAGCCUAACCCAGCACUCAGUUGGCAAAAGGCAUAUCCUAAACAACUUAGCACCAGGCUGCUGAAAGGAAGACCUUGCCUCCAUACAUCUCUGCUAGGCAACUACGUAACUCAGAUGGAGCACUGCUUAGACUACUGCACACACCCCAGAGGUGUGCUUCGUAUGUCCUAGAAAUUGAGCUUUUAGUGUUGCAGCUCCAGCCCUCUGGAAUUAGUUGUUUGUUUCUUAUUUUUUACUAGUCUUAUUCUUAUUUAUUAGUUGUGUUUUUGCACUCGGGUGUCCCAGAGUGACUGAAACAAUGAAAAGAGAAAGAACAAAAAGAUAUAAAAGAUAUUAAAAGGAACAAGUCCUACCCACCCCACUUAAAGGAUGGGCACAACAAAGGCCACUGACAUAUCUAGCUACCCUCCCAAUUAAAAAGCCUGGGUUAUUAAGAAUGUUUUUGCCUGGCAUCUAAAAGCAGGCAGUGAUAGGAGAAUGCAGGGAAUUUUGAUAGGUGGGCUUUGCACCUGCCUUGAGUGUUUUCGCCUGGCUGAUGUGUGCCUUUGAACCCUGAUAAUGUAUGUUUGUUUGUUUGCUUGCUUGCUUGGGUGGAGGGUGGAGAGGUAUGUAUGUGCAAAGGUAGCAUUGACAUCAGUUGUUCUAUCCAGUUUUGCCUGUGGCCCCACCCAUCAGUGCCCACAAGGAAAUGUGGCUCUCAAACUGGAAAGGGUUCCCUAGCCUUGCCUCUCAGAAGCAUCAUUUUGGUGCGUUAGAGAUGAUGUACAUUUUAAGGAAGAACAUGGUAGAGCCUCCUUUGGCAUGUACCACUUCCAAACGUAGGUGGGAGGAUUCACAUGUUCAAAUGCUGCCCUAUGCAAAAACAAAAAAUCCUUGUAGAAUAAAACUAGGAUACCAAGGUGAUAGCCAGGCCUGGCUGAGAAAUGCUGGCAUUUCAGGCGAAAAAGGUUAAAACUAUUCUCCCUUUUCGCAAGCAUUUUUUGGGGGGGAAAGGAGAGUAGCCUACAGUCCUGCAGUCCCCAGCCUGUAUUCCGGUCCCAGGAGGGGCUGUUUCAAGAGUGACAAGAUUAAAUAACCCAUCCAUCACAAUUUCCUGCAUUCUCCCAGUCUUCUUCUUCCAUCCCACAUCACAGACUCAGGGCCAAGCCCGACGUGAUGGUGACAGCCACUUUUGUUUGUUCAAGUGUCUGCACAGUUGAUGUUUAAAGUGGGGAAAGUGUCUAAUUUUAACAUCAAAAGGGGUGCAGAGAUGAAAGGAGAAGAGCGCUCCUUGCAGGCUGUCACCCCCCAGCACUCAUCUCUCAGCCUGUCUCGCUUCCAGUAAUGGAGUCUGGCUGAUGGGGAGGGAGGUAGUGCAGGUGAGGAUGAAACAGAGGAGCUCCCUUUAAUGAUGAAAUUGGGCAUUUCCACACACACACACACACACUAUUCUGUGAACCUCCACAUGAACAGACAGUCAUAUGGGUCCAACCAGCAUCCUUCUCCAUUCCAUCAUCCUCUUUCCUGCAGUCAGAUGCUUCUAGGAAGCUCACAAACAGGACAUGAAAGCAAUAGCUGUCUUCUCCACUUGUUCCUCAGCGGUAGGUUCCCUCUCACUUCAGAGGCUGUACGUAGCCUCUAGCAUCCUUUCCCCUCCAUGAAUUCAUCCACUCUCUUCUCAGACCCAUGCCCUUCACUACAUGUGGUGUUGAGUUCCAAAGUUUAACCACGUGCCUAAAUUACUUCUUUGUUGCGCUUGAAUCUCCCACCACUCUGCUUCACCUGAUGGCCCUGGGAUCUAGUAUCACGAGACAAGGAGAAAAACAUUUUUCUGUCCAUGGGCAAUGAGUGAUGAUUGCUACCAUCACGCCGAGUUUGACCUCUGGUCUGCAGCUCUGAGCUUAUCAAAUGUCAUUAUCUUCAGGUGACCCAGGCUGAAGUUGAACAAGAUGAGCUUCUCACACAAUGGGGCAUGAGAGGAAAGUCUGUGAUUGGCAGGGACAGAGCCCUUGAAAUUACAGUAAGAAUUAGAGAGGCCCACUGCAUUUUUGCCUCAUGCCUUGCCAACCUUGGAGACCCCAAACAUAGUACUAUUUCAAGAUACAAUAGACCAACAAGCCUAAGGGACAAACUGAGCUCUACGUUAAGCAAAUCCCAAGUAGGCCUCUGACCUGAAGAUCCAAGUAUAUGAUUCCCUCCAGAAGGAAUUAGAUCUAUGCUGACACAGCGAAUUCAGUUUUGAGAGUUUAUUGGGUUUGAAAUUCAUGACGUGUCGUAUUGAGCCAGGAACUCCUGGAACACAAUGGCUGCUGUUUUGUGCUGGGCAUGAUGGCACUGUCAUGUAUGUUGUGGUCUUUCAGCCAAAUGUCUAUUUCUGAAAAACUGGAGAAAGUCCAAACCUCCCUGUGAAGAAGACUGGGUUGAGGAUUUAUUAAAUCUAGCGACUAAUGGGAAGAAAAACAUUUUUUGUCAUUGAGAUGCAUUGGAAUGUAGCGCCAGUUUUCAAGGAAAUCGUUGCAUGUGUGCAAGAACGACUGCUAGUGCAACAAGACUCUCCUUCUUCUCCUCCCACUGCAUGUUCCUGCUCUCCCCAAAUAUGCUCCAGUGGGUUGGAGUAAACUCCAGAACAGAUUCAGGGAUCGAGCAAAUGUGGGGGGAAAGAAAGAGGAAUUCAUUGCACUGAUAGAAUCUUAACCUUAGUGCUAUGUUGAACACAACCCUAUAUUAGGCUUGCUAUAUUUCAAAAAAGUGAAAAUCUAGACACAAAUGUUGAGCUUUCAAGUUGUUGAGUUGUUGAGCUUUUGAGUUGUAUGGCAGCCCUACCUAUGUGUUCCUUAGCUUGUAGUGGAGAUGUAUCCAGCUAAGUUACGCCAAUAUUUUCCUCUUCUCUCUCCCUCUGAAUAAAUAUUGACCAUUUGUUUGCAGGAAGUUUUGUAAGGGGAAUAAUUUGAAUUAUUGCAUUAUUGAACGAAAAGGAUAACGUUAGCUAUGAUAAUUAAAGGCAAUAUGAAUUUAAAAAAUGCAGAAGAAAUUAUAAAAAUGGGAGAUCACCAGAGGUGCUGAUGGAAGUCCAAAAAGAUUGCAUAAGAGGUGAAAUUUUGUGGAAUGUAUGAUAAUUAUUAUGUUUUAAAAUUAAUAAAAAUUAUUUUAAAAAAGAAAAAAAGAAUAAAUAUUGACCAUUUGGGGGGUUAUAUGGAUGGGCUUAGCUUGACAGAUGAGCAAAGAUAAGCAGACUCUUUAUUAAUGCUCUACAUUUUACAUAGGUUUAUAACGGUAUCGGUUUAGUUUGGGAUCCGCCUUUAUUUAUGAGCUGAAAUUGUUUAGUGCACUGAAAUGCUGAUGCAAAUCUUAAUGCAUCUUCCUACCUGAUAUGGUUUAUGUACAAAUAGCUUCUGAGCAUUUAGAUUUCUUCUCAUUUAUUUCCACAGGCGGCUUUGGGGGAUUUCUACUACGUUUUACAAAAGAGGUUCUGUGUUUGUGAAUCAGGUCAUCGGGUCAUUGCAGGGAUGGGCAGCUACCUACUGUCCACCAUGCCCUUGGCACCACAGAAAAGAGUGGGGCUUGUGCAAGAACUGGACUGGAAGAAAUGUAGCGACAGACCCUCAGAUACUUAUGGAGAAAUUUCCCCUUGCCAAAGUGAUAAUCACCAAAGGGGAGGGAAGAUUUCACCACCGACUUCCACAUUUGCUUCUCGAGGGGCAUAA